AUGAGGCUGCAAGAAGAUGAUAUACUGGGCGAAAAUGAAGUGAUCGGUGAUGACAGCGGUCAUGCAGCUGAAUUUAUUCGUGAGCCACAUUCCGAUGACGAGGACGCCGGUUAUAUUGGAAGUGAUCACGACACCAAUUCCGAAUGCUCCGAGACUGAAAAACAGGGUAGUAACUUGGAUAACGUACCAAACCUUAGAUAUGCCUGA
This is a messenger RNA of Parnassius apollo (apollo), 207 nucleotides long. The record is from the annotation of a GenBank genome assembly. Lineage: Eukaryota; Metazoa; Arthropoda; Insecta; Lepidoptera; Papilionidae.